UUCCUCUCUUUUUCUCUUUCUUCCUCUCUCUAUUUCUCUCUGCCCUUCUUUAACUCAUCUCUUCCUUUCUCUCUUCCCUUUCAACCUACCCCUAUAUCCAAAACCCACUGCCGUGUGCUUACACAGUAGUCAGGGACUAACAAAACUAUUUCCACGUCAAGUGCGCGAUUCACUAAUAAAACCUUCUGGUUGUUUGCGGACACUGUGACUUCUGCCGCUCCUUUGGACCAAAAGCCUUUAGGAACCUGGGGGGGUUCCUUUCCCUUGCGGAUGGGACAUCCCGCAAGCCCAGCAGAGCAGGGGAGACCAAAGGCACGGCCGCCGCCGCUCACGCCCGCCACGGCCACGCCGCCCGCUCCCGGCGUGUGCCGGGAAGGGGAAGAGGCGGAGCGGCGGCGCAUCCCGAGUCACGGCCGCGCCCCGCCGCCGCCCGGCCCCUUCCCGGCCCGCCCCGCCCGCCAUGUUGCGGCGGCGGCGGCGGGAACAGGAGCGGCGGGAUUGCGGGGCGCUCGGAGCAUGCGGGGCGCACGGAGCGGGCAGGGCGCGGAGCGGCGUCCCGCGGGCGCGCCCCCCGCGCAGUGGGUGCUCAUUGCCCCAGAAGCUGCUAUUGACCCCCCUAAGACACCUGACAGCGAGCCCUUGUUUACAAAAAUGCGCAACCCAAGCACAGGGGAAGCAACCCUUUACUUAUUCAAUAGUGGUGCACAGCAGCUGUUUGAAGUAAAAGCUUUUCACGAGGAACGUCGUUCCUGGUUUAUAGGUCAGACUGUUCAACAGGAUGGGCGCCUGCUGUUUGUUACACCAAUGGACCCCUUAUUUCUGAUACUUUACUACCUCAUAAAGGCAGACAAAGAGCAGCAAGGAAAGUUCCAGCCACUUGAUCAAGUUGUGCUAGACUCAGAAUACCCUAGCUGCCCAUUGCUGCUGAAGUGUGCAGAUGUUAAACAGUACAUACAGCACGUAACAGAAGAAAAAGAGAUUGGCAGUCAGAAAUUCCAUAAAUACAGCCAAGAGAAGACACUGAAGUGGUUAAAGAAAAAGGUUAAUCAAACAGUGAAAGCACUUAAAAGCAACAAUAUAUCAGUAGGUGAAAGGGUGCUUGCAAGUACAUUUAUCAACAGUAAACAGAUCACAGAUGCUCAGGAAGACUAUGUACGGUAUGCCCAUGGGUUAAUAUCAGAGUAUAUUCCUGAAGAUCUGAGUAAGGAGUUGUUAAAAUACUUGGGGCUCCCAGAACUUAAAAGCCCAGCACCAGAGCCACCAGUGAAGAUGCCUGAGAAAAGAUGUGCAAAGAAGAAAUGAAAGGAGCUUAAGGAGACUCGCUUGUAUUAUUGUAACUCGCCAUAAUCACAAAGCUGCUUUUGACGGCUUCUUUUACGCACUUUCUGAAAAAUAAAUGUUUGACAUCGGACAUGCCCUCUUCCAAGAAAGAGCAAAUCUCAGCAGAUCAGCAUUGUUAAAUAUGCGGUGUGUUAAACAUACUCCGCUUCAAAUUUUAUAGCUUGCACACGAUUGGUCUAUCGGGCCCUUCCAGGAAAGCACUUACGAGCAUGCCUAAUGUUAAGCACAUGAGCAGUGAUCCUAAAGUCGGCCGUGUUGUUCGUGUGGGUAAGUGCUUUGCUGGAUCGGUGCCUGCAGCCCUGUUAGGUGCUGAGCAUCCUGAUCCAUAUCCAGCAAAGCACUUACGUCCAUGCUUAUCUUGAAGAGGAAGAGCCAGUCUAAUAUUUGUUCAUUAGUGUUCACCAUAAAAUCUCUCCUGGCACAAUGACUCAUAUGCUUAAUAUUAAGCACCUGCCCAAGUAUUUUGCAAGAUCAGACCAACUGCAUCCUUGAGCAAGUCUUAAAUACUUGAUUUUCUAUGUUUUGUACUCAUUUUUUUUAAUAGAAUGUAUGCUUUUAGUGACUGUAAUUACAAGUUUUAGAAGCUGUAUAGCAAAAUAUGUUUGUAUAACAUGUUUUAUGCAAUUUCUUCUUUCUUUCUUUUCCAAAAUAUAUCCAAAUUCAGAAAAGUGGCCUUUAUGAAUGCGAAGUCCAAGGUUCAGUCAUAAAAUCAACCAAAAUGGGAAAAAAAGCCAAUAUUGACUCUUUAUAGGACAUUUAUAUUUUUAAAAGUAAUUUCACUGAGUUUGAGUUACAUGAUUUUGUCCAGCCUGUUUUACAGGAGGUGUUACCUUGCUCAGGUUGUGGGGACACAAGUGACUUAAUGCUUCAGGUAGGUUGUGCGUUCAGAAGGGCAGAUGGAGAAGCUGUAUUUUUUAUUUUACUUCUUUUAUUCUAAGGGAUUGAAUCCUUACAAGCAUAUAUAAAAUAACAUGUACCUUUUGUGUUAAGAACUAAACCAAAACCUAUGUAAUUUUUCAGGUUAAAAAAAAAAA
Messenger RNA from Motacilla alba alba, 2375 nucleotides. It is a transcript of the gene RNASEH2B, whose product is annotated as ribonuclease H2 subunit B. Lineage: Eukaryota; Metazoa; Chordata; Aves; Passeriformes; Motacillidae. The coding region runs from base 271 to 1302 and encodes 343 amino acids. The record is from RefSeq and is a predicted model, not a curated record. The transcript has 10 exons. Gene Ontology annotation, cellular component: nucleoplasm; ribonuclease H2 complex. Gene Ontology annotation, biological process: ribonucleotide metabolic process; RNA catabolic process.